Molecule: messenger RNA, 240 nt
Organism: Macrosiphum euphorbiae (potato aphid)
Lineage: Eukaryota; Metazoa; Arthropoda; Insecta; Hemiptera; Aphididae
Source: the annotation of a GenBank genome assembly
AUGAUUUAUAGUGGAACUGAUCCAUUAACAAUUUUAAUGGGAUUUGCUGAUGGUAGAAUACGUCUUACAAAUGUUAAAAUCAACGAUGUAUUAGAUUUCGAUGACUAUAUUGAAUUUACUAUUCACGACAACGAAACAGGAAGAGUAAAUAUGUUGUGUUUCAGUCAAGACAAAAAUAUGUUAUACACUUGUGGGGAUGAUUGUAACAUUUUUAGUUUUACGUUUCAAUAUAAUAAUUAA